Messenger RNA from Octodon degus (degu), 2142 nucleotides. RefSeq names its product solute carrier family 2 member 5 (gene Slc2a5). Gene Ontology annotation, molecular function: fructose transmembrane transporter activity. The transcript is spliced from 12 exons. Lineage: Eukaryota; Metazoa; Chordata; Mammalia; Rodentia; Octodontidae. Bases 51 to 1559 code for a protein of 502 amino acids. Gene Ontology annotation, cellular component: membrane. The record is from RefSeq and is a predicted model, not a curated record. Gene Ontology annotation, biological process: fructose transmembrane transport.
CUUGUCUUUCUGCCGCUACAGUGUGCGCAGCUUAGAGAGGCAGAGCAGCGAUGGACCAGCCUGCAGACCCGAAGAAGAAGAAAGGGAGGCUGACGCUGGUGCUGGCCUUGGCCACACUGAUCGCCGCCUUCGGCUCAUCCUUCCAGUAUGGGUACAAUGUGUCCGCAGUCAACUCGCCCUCUGAGUUCAUGAAGCAGUUUUACAAUGAAACCUACUACAACCGCACUGGGGAGUACAUGACGCCCGUCCACGUCACGCUGCUGUGGUCUCUGACUGUGUCCAUGUUCCCAUUUGGGGGCUUCCUCGGGUCCCUCCUGGUCGGGCCCUUGGUGAAUAAACUUGGCAGGAAAGGCGCCCUGCUGUUCAACAACAUAUUUUCCAUUGUGCCUGCGAUCUUAAUGGGGUGCAGCAAGGUUGCCAAGUCCUAUGAGCUCAUCAUAGUUUCCAGACUUCUGGUGGGCAUCUGUGCAGGUGUGUCUUCCAACGUGGUCCCCAUGUACUUAGGGGAGCUGGCCCCCAAGCAUCUGCGGGGAGCCCUCGGGGUGGUCCCCCAGCUCUUCAUCACUAUCGGCAUCCUGGUGGCCCAGCUGCUCGGCCUGCGGAACGCCCUGGCGAAUGACGAGGGCUGGCCCAUCCUCCUGGGACUGACUGGGGUCCCCGCAGCGCUGCAGUUGCUCCUGCUGCCCUUCUUUCCCGAGAGCCCGAGGUACCUGCUGAUUCAGAAGCGGGAUGAGGAUGCUGCCAAGAAAGCGCUGAGGAGGCUGCGUGGCUGGGAUGACGUGGCUGAGGACAUAGAGGAGAUCCGGCAGGAGGACCAGGCCGAGAAGGCGGCCGGCUCCAUCUCCGUGUGGAGGCUGUUCACCCUGCGGUCCCUGCGCUGGCAGCUCAUCUCCAUCGUGGUCCUCAUGGGCGGCCAGCAGCUGUCAGGAGUGAACGCGAUCUACUACUAUGCAGACCAGAUCUACCUGAGCGCUGGGGUCAAGGCCAACGAUGUCCAGUACGUGACGGCCGGCACAGGUGCCGUCAACGUGUUCAUGACCAUCUGUACCGUGUUCGUGGUGGAGCUCUGGGGCCGUCGCCUGCUGCUGCUGCUUGGCUUCUCCACCUGCCUCUCAGCCUGUGUGGUGCUCACGGUGGCCCUGGCACUGCAGGACCAGCUCUCCUGGAUGCCCUAUAUCAGCAUCGCCUGUGUUAUCAUCUACGUCAUAGGACACGCCAUCGGGCCCAGUCCCAUCCCAGCGCUGCUCAUCACGGAGAUCUUCCUACAGUCCUCGCGGGCAGCCGCCUUCAUGGUUGGGGGCAGUGUGCACUGGCUGUCCAACUUCACCGUGGGCCUCAUCUUCCCGUUCAUCCAGGAGGGCCUCGGGCCCUACAGCUUCAUCCUCUUCGCGGUGAUCUGCCUCCUUACCACCAUCUACAUCGCCAUGGUCAUCCCAGAGACCAAGAACAGGACCUUCGUCGAGAUCAACCAGACCUUCGCCAAGAUGAACAAGGUGUCCUCAGUGCACACCGACAAGGAGGAGCUGGCUGACCUCCCACCAGUCACUGAGAGGCAGUGACACCACCCAGGGAGGAGCCCAGUUCCUUGUCAGCCCACAUUUUUUCCUGGGAUUCACUUCCUGAUUUCCAGUUGUCUGUGACAUCCAGACUGGAGAUGUGCCUGGGCUGGGACACAGGCUGCGUGGCCGACCGCCCUGCCCAGCAGGGUCAGUGUGGUGUGCUUCUCUGCUUCCCUCAAUGCCCACUGUCCCCUGCAGCCUGGCCAGCCACCAGCCCUGGGAUGGACAGCCACUUGUCACCCCUGUGGUAAACCAGAUGGGGUGGCUUGGCACAGACUUUCUAACCAAGUCAGCUGCCACAGAGCCAGAGGGGAGGAAUUCAAUUUUGCCAGUGAAACCAGCCCUUCUCUGUGGCCCCCACGCAACUCUUGGGACCUCCUGGGGCCCAAGCUUUUGUGCAGAACUGAAUUCAGGCUUUGACCUGAGCCCUGUUUCAGAAACGCCUGUCUGGGAAAGUGGGGUGUCAGGAAUAUGGCACAGAGAAAGCUGGGGAUCGGUUCCCGGGAGACAGCUACUGAGUCGAGUGGAAAAUGGAGCUGUGUCUAUAGAGCCAAUAAAACACACCUGGCUGCGCUGGCCAAGA